UAAUCAAAACUGAAUAAAUUUUAAACACUUAUAUAAUUAAAUAAAUAUUUGGUUAUACAUUGUUUUUCUCAUGUGCGACUAUAAUGUUCUCUUUUUUUCGCAAAAAAUCAGUAUCAGAUAUGUCUGAUACUUCAAACGCAGAUGAUAGUAAAUGUUUUGAAAAAUUGUCAGAAAUUACAAAGGAAUUGGGUUAUGCAGAUACAGAAGAACUGAAAGAAACUAUAUAUGACUAUAUCAGAACAAUCCGAGAUCCAGAAAAGCCAUCUACACUUGAAGAUUUAAAUGUAAUUUAUGAGGAUGGUAUAUUUGUUAAAAAAUCAACAGCCGAUAAUGUGCAUAUUGUGAGAAUUGAAUUUAAUCCGACUGUCCCCCACUGUUCCCUAGCAACUUUAAUAGGACUUUGUAUAAGGAUAAAAAUUGAGCGUUCAAUCAAUCAUAAAUUAAAGCUUGAUAUUUAUAUAAAAAAGGGAGCUCAUACUACUGAAGAUGAAAUUAAUAAACAAAUAAAUGACAAGGAAAGAAUUGCUGCAGCUAUGGAAAAUCCAAAUUUACGAGAAUUGGUUGAAAGCUGUAUACAAGAAGAAACUUAAUGGACUAUGUAAGGGAGAAUCGAUUGUAAUAUGAAACUUUGUAUGAGGUCGAGUGUCAAGAGUAUUGGUAAUUUACUGGAAUCUUGAAUGAUAUAUGUAGUGAAGCAACUUAAGAUAACUUCAUAAAAAAAUUCACUUGUUAAGAAGUUGAUUU
Molecule: messenger RNA, 744 nt
Organism: Ctenocephalides felis (cat flea)
Lineage: Eukaryota; Metazoa; Arthropoda; Insecta; Siphonaptera; Pulicidae
Product: MIP18 family protein galla-1-like
Exons: 4
Coding region: 84-590 (168 amino acids)
Source: RefSeq, a predicted model, not a curated record